AUUGGUUCAGGUCUUGUUCGGACAGUAAUAACCCACACGCAGACACCUCCCCGUUUUCUCUGGAGCGUACAUAUCCAAUAACACAUCCCAGCCGAAAACAUCGUCCUGCCCAAGGACACCAUGCAGAAGUCGCCCAGGAUGAGCCGCCUGUCGGACGGAAAAAAGAAAAUUAAGGAGGAUGAAAAGAAGGAGAAGGCGGAAGUAGACUUGGAGAAGAACAAGGAGCUAAAGUGCGUGAGCAACUAUGACAAGACCGAGAUACUCGACUAUAUGCCCCGAUAUAUGGACACCUUCUGGAAAAUGGACACGCGGCUGAGCGGAUCGAAGGUGAAUGGUCUAUGGAUGCUCAACCAGUCCAACUACAACAAGGGACUGGCCUUCACGCUGAACGAAAGACGUGUGCUGUCCAUUCACGGACUACUUCCGGUGGCAGUGCGAACAAUGGGUGAACAGGUGGAGGUCUGCAAAAAUCUCCUCGCGACAUUUACCAAUAACGUGCAACAGUAUAUAUAUCUGACCUAUCUGUCUCGUCGAAAUAGGCGACUAUUCUACUCCCUUUUGCUGUCCAAUCCCGAUCGCUAUGUGCCCAUGACGGAUGUCUCGGGCUCGUUAGAUCUGCUAACGGUCCACAGGAUGCUCCACUCGAUGGGUCAGGGUCUGUACAUUUGCAUUAAGGAUCUGGGGCACGUGUCGCAAAUCCUGUGCAAUUGGCCACACCGCUGCGUUCGCUGCCUGCUGGUGAGCAAUGGUGCCUCUGUUCUGAGUGUGGGUGACUUGGGUGUCGAUGAGAUGCCCAUACUGUUCUCCAACUUGCACCAGAAUGUGGUCUAUGGCGGCAUUCAUCCGGCUUAUUGUUUGGCCGUAAUGUUGGAUGUGGGCACCAACAACGAGGAACUGUUGCAAGAUCCGAUUUAUACGGGCCUGAAGGAGCGCCGUUGCUCAGAGAAACUGUACGACCAGCUGUUCGAGGAAUUCACACUGUCCGUGAUGCAGCAGUAUGGACCACGUGCCCUGAUCCUGUGCAAGGACUUUGAGGCCCAGAAGGCCAAGAAGCAAUUGGAGCUGUACCGCGCACGCCAGUGCAUCGUGGACUUGGACUUUCAGUGCUUCGCUGCAGUUGCUCUGGCCGGUGUGAUUGUCUGCAACCGAUUGAAGAGAGUCUUCUUCUCAUCCAACGUAUUCCUGUUCUACGGCGCCGAAGCCAUAAACAUUGGCAUGGCUCGAUUGUGUAUGGUCCUGCUGAAACGUGAGGGUCUCAUCGAAAUGAAGGCCAGGGAGAAGAUUUGGUUCUUCGAUGCCAACGGAUUGAUAGUACUGGGCAGGAAGGACAUACCCGAAGAGCUGCUGGAAUUUGCCAACCAAAGGGAUCCGAUCUUCGACCUGGUCGAGGCCAUUCAGGAGUUGAAGCCCAACAUCCUGGUGGGUGGGUCAUCGCUGCCGAAUACCUUUACCCCCGAUGUCCUGCGUGCCAUGGAGAAGAGCGCCGACCAACCUGUGAUAUUUGCAUUAUCAAGACCCCUAGAGCAAGCCGAGUGCUCUGCGGAGGAUGCCUUCUCCUACACGAAGGGUCAUUGCAUCUUCAUCUCGGGUUCGAAGCUCCCCCCUCUGAAGUAUGCCAACAAAUGGUAUCAGCCGGGUCAUUGCACUAGUAGCUAUUUGGUAGCUGGAAUAAGUUGCGGCGUGAUCUUGGCCGGAUUCACCACCAUUCCGGAUGAGGCAUUCUGCGUGGCCGCCGAGCGUUUGGCCAGCCUGGUCUGGCCCUGUGACCUGGAGAAGCGGAAUGUGUAUCCGCCGAUGAGGAAGAUCCAGUGCAUCAGCCUGCAGAUUGCCGAGGCCAUAUUCACGUACGCCUUUGGACGCGGCCUGGCCACUUUGUAUCCGCAGCCGGAAAACCCAAUGGAAUACAUCAAGAACUCGAUGUACAACCCGGAGUACCGAAUGAACAUCGUUGACGUUUACUGCAUGCAAAACCGUAGUAUCGCCACCACGGAAUCCCGCAAGUACUACACGCUUGAUAUCUAGGACCUGUACUUACGCUUAGGCCAUUAUUAAAUGAACUAAACCAGA
Messenger RNA from Drosophila mauritiana, 2067 nucleotides. RefSeq names its product NADP-dependent malic enzyme. The record is from RefSeq and is a predicted model, not a curated record. Gene Ontology annotation, cellular component: mitochondrion. The transcript has a single exon. Gene Ontology annotation, molecular function: NAD binding; malate dehydrogenase (decarboxylating) (NADP+) activity; malate dehydrogenase (decarboxylating) (NAD+) activity. NCBI's taxonomy places the organism in Eukaryota, Metazoa, Arthropoda, Insecta, Diptera, Drosophilidae. Gene Ontology annotation, biological process: pyruvate metabolic process; malate metabolic process. The coding region runs from base 121 to 2022 and encodes 633 amino acids.